Molecule: messenger RNA, 1086 nt
Organism: Penicillium cataractarum
Lineage: Eukaryota; Fungi; Ascomycota; Eurotiomycetes; Eurotiales; Aspergillaceae
Product: NAD(P)-dependent alcohol dehydrogenase
Exons: 3
Coding region: 1-1086 (361 amino acids)
Biological process (GO): D-sorbitol catabolic process
Molecular function (GO): L-iditol 2-dehydrogenase (NAD+) activity; zinc ion binding
Source: RefSeq, a predicted model, not a curated record
AUGGAGAACCCCUCAUUCGUUUUGCGUGCUGUCAAGGACGUUGUCAUUGAGGACCGUCCCAAGCCCGUCCUCAAGGACCCUUACGAUGUCAUUGUCCACGUUGCGCAGACUGGUAUCUGCGGUAGCGAUGUCCACUACUGGCAGCGUGGCCGUAUUGGUGACUUCGUAGUCACCGGCCCUAUGGUCCUGGGCCAUGAAUCCUCCGGCGUCGUCGUCGAGACCGGUGACAAGGUGACCAACCUUAAGCCCGGUGACCGCGUCGCCAUGGAGCCCGGUGUUCCCUGCAGACGAUGCGAUUACUGUCGCGGGGGCUCGUACCACCUCUGUGGUGACAUGAUCUUCGCUGCCACCCCGCCUUGGGACGGCACUUUGGCCAAGUACUACGUCAACGCUGCCGACUUCUGCUACAAGGUGCCCGACUCCAUGACGCUCGAGGAGGCUGCCAUGGUUGAGCCUGUCUCUGUCGCUUGCGCCAUUGUAAAGACCGCUGAUCUGCGCGCCCACCAGACUGUGCUUGUUCUCGGCUGUGGCCCCAUCGGUGUCCUGUGCCAGGCUGUUGCCAAGGCCGCCGGUGCGAAGACUGUUAUCGGUGUCGAUGUUGUGCAGUCAAGACUCGACGUUGCCAAGUCAUACGGAACCGACCAUGUCUUCACUCCUCCCCGUACUGAGCCCGGUGCCGACCCCAUGGAGCACGCUGAGAAGGUUGCCACCAUGAUGAAGGAGCAGCUCGGUCUCGGUGAAGGUGCUGAUGUUGUUCUCGAGUGCUCUGGCGCAGAGCCCUGCGUUCAACUGGGUAUCUUUGCAGCCCGCCGUGGAGCUACUUUUGUGCAGGCCGGUAUGGGUAAGGAGAAUAUCACUUUCCCCAUUACUGCUGUCUGCACUCGUGGCUUGAUUAUUAAGGGAUCCAUUCGCUAUCUGACUGGCUGCUAUCCUGCUGCCAUUGACCUGAUUUCCAAGGGUCUGAUCGAUGUUAAGCGAUUGAUCACCAACCGCUAUAAGUUUGAGCAGUCCGAGGAGGCGUUCGAGCUUGUCAAGGCGGGACGUCAUGACGUGUUCAAGGUUAUGAUUUCUGGUGUUGAUUAUUAA